AAGUGCAUGCGCGCAACACUACGCCGCAAAACAAUGAAAACUCAUUGGCAAUUUUCGAAAAUUUCAAAUUAACAACACUCUGAUUUGCCAACGCGGCGGCGCGGGAAAAAGGCGCGGAUUCCGUGUUCCAAAUUCGAAAAUGUGACAUUGACAAUUCGCGCCACCGAAUUUAAAAGUGACAGCGCGCUGGAACGUGGAAAUGGAGAUUUGAAAUUCACAAAACGCCAUUAUUCCGUGAAAUUGGAAAAAUCUUACGCAAUGAGAUAAUAAAAAAUGUGUGCGUAAUUUUAAGAUAAGGAUUUUGGCGCGAUCCUUGGACGCGGUGUUUGUUAAAAGUUACGGACUUUAAAUAAAGUUUGUGUGACAGUUUCGAAGGUUGAAAGAAAAAGACGCUCGGGCGGCAAACUGGAAUUCAUGUUGAAGUACUUCAACGAGAACAUAUCCCUCGCGCUCCAGGAGAGAUACAGGGACCUCCAUGAGUACCGGAAGGAGGUAGAGGACUCACCGAGGGAGGCGAAAGUACCAAAAAUUGCCGAGGAAGGCGAGAGUGUCGGCGGCGAGGGCGCCUUCGAAGCCGGCGCCGCGCCGCCGUUCCCGCGGCUCCUGGAGCAGCCCAAGGAGGAGGACAGCUUCGUGGCCAGUUGGCUGCAGAACUCGUUCAAGAUGACGGCGGCGGAGGGCGGCGAGGCGGCGGCGGGCGGCAGCGCGCUGGACCUGCGGGCUGCUCCGCUGUCGCUGCACAUCCCGGCCGUGCAGCCGGAACAGCGCUUCAAGCUGCAAGACUUCUGGAGCCGCAGCCGGCCGCCCUCGCCGGCGCACCAGGAGCCCGACGAGCAACCCGGCCCGGCACCCACGCCGCAGCCGCCCACCCCGGACCACAAGAUCAUGGCUGAGAAGCUCGUCGGUGAAAUACAGCAGUCACCAUCAGCGGACUCCACGAUGAGCGAGAGAUCACUCGUACCAUUUGCGCUGGUAAAUUUACUGUCUUCACUCAAUAAUGUCGAUCAACCCCAGCAGUCACCGACAGGGGAAGUCCCGAUAGGCGAUCGCAACUCAAUGUUGCCAUUCGCACUGGUAAAUUACCUGAAUAGCCUGAAUAUCGAUCAGCAGGCGAGGUCCGGGCAGAGCAUCAGCGAGAGGACCCUCGAGGAGUGCUGGUCCACGCUGCAACGAAUAUUCAUGCACAAGAACGCCAUGCAGAUGCAUGCCAGGGAGCUGCAGCGGGGCCUGGGGGGCGAGGUGAAGCCGCACCAAUGCCAGCAGUGCCUGAAGUCCUUCAGCUCGAACCACCAGCUCGUCCAGCACAUCAGGGUACACACCGGCGAGAAACCUUACAAAUGCUCGUACUGUGAUAGAAGAUUCAAACAGCUGAGCCAUGUACAGCAGCACACACGAUUACAUACAGGCGAAAGACCAUACAAAUGUCACCUACCAGACUGCGGGCGAGCUUUCAUACAGUUAUCAAAUCUCCAGCAACAUUUAAGAAACCAUGAUGCCCAGGUCGAAAGGGCCAAGAACAGACCCUUCCAUUGCAAUAUUUGUGGCAAGGGCUUCGCUACUGAGAGUAGUUUGAGAACUCAUACAGCUAAGGAGCUUCAGCUGCACCUUGGUGUUUUGCAGCAACACGCAGCGCUCAUGAUCGGAGGCGCCACCGCCACCCCUUGUCCCAUUUGCCACAAAGUCGUGUUCGGGGGCGAAGCCCUCGUCGAACACAUGAAGAACACACACAAGGACCCCAACGCGUCCGGUGUUGCGAGCCCCCCUGCCACAUCACCGUACCCAGCGCAAGCUAAACCUGUCGACCCUUACGUAGCCAAGCGGCGGACGGCCAACCACCCGUGCCCGGUGUGCGGCAAGCACUACGUCAACGAAGGCUCGCUGCGCAAGCACCUCGCCUGCCACCCGGAGACGCAGCUCACCAGCGGCCUGCGCAUGUGGCCCUGCUCCGUCUGUCAGGCCGUCUUCACACACGAGAGUGGUCUCCUCUCUCACAUGGAGCAUAUGCGCAUGGAGCCGAAGCACCAGUUCGCGGCGCAGUACGUGCUGUCGCGCGCGGCGGCCGAGCGGCGCGAGCGCGACAUCCUCGCCGCCGUGUCGUCCGCCGGCGGCUCCGGCCUGCUCAACCUGGCGCCGCCCUCCCCCGCGCCCUCCGACUCCUCCUCCAACGGCCGCCUGUCCUCCUCCGCCGGCUCCGACGCGGGCGGCGGCAAGCUGGCCGACCUGCUGCGCAACAACGGCCACUACGGCGACGAGCGCGUGGCCGCCAUCGCCGCCGCCGCCGCCAACAUGAUGGCGCAGCCCGGCGACGCGCCCAGCGCCGUGCAGGUGGCCGCCGCCAACCUCGUCACGGCCAUGCGCCAGCAGCUGGCCCGCGAGCCGCCCGCCGAGCCGGCCGCCGCGCCCGCGCCCGACGCGCUGCGCGUGCAGCAGGCCGAGGCGUUGCUGCGCAGCCAGGCCGAGGCGCUGCGCCUGGCCGUCACGCAGGCCGCCGCCGGCCACGACGCGCCCAGCCCGCUGCGACACAACGGCGGCUUCCCGCCCGCUGACGUACCCGGCCAGCUGUCGCCCGAGCUGGUGGAGGCCUUCCGGCUCGCGCAGGAACAGCGGCUCGAGCAGGCGCUGCGGCUGCACGACCCGCGCAUGCUCGGCUUCAACCUGCCGUCGCCGGUGCAGCAGGCGGCACAGCAGGCGGCACAACAAGCGGCCCAACAAGCUGUAGCCGCGCAGGCACAGGCGCAAGCGGCCCAAGCCGCUCAGGCCGCACAAGCGGCGCAGGCGGCUCAAGCGGCCCAGCAAGUGGUCCAGCAGCAGCACAUGCAGGCCGCACAAGCCGCACAAGCCGCCCAACAAGCCGCACAAGCAGCGCAAGCCGCACAGGCCGCACAGGCCGCCCAGCAAGCCGCCCAGCAAGCUGUUCACCUGCAGCAGAACCCGCAACCGUGAAACUAUGACUAUUACUAAUUCGAUGCGAUUUCCAUUUCGCGAACUCAUACUCGAUAAGGAAAAUGUUUAAAAUUUUCGUAUAUUUUUGAAAUGGAUUUAUUUCGGCAGGAGCGCGAAAUCGCCUCCGGUUAGUGAUUGUUUUCUAUGUCUAAAUUGUUGUUUUUCGAUGCAAAAUUGAUGAAACUAUAUUAGUCGACUAAAAUUAUACAGUGAUUAAAGAUAAUGCUAAAUUUUAGAUAGACUAACUGGUGUAAAUAGAGAACGUUUAGGUGAAAAAUUAUGUACAUAUGGAAGUAAAUGUACCUUUAUAUAAAUAAAUGAACAAAAUGGAACAAAAACUCGCCCGAACAAGUAAUUAGAUGUAGAGACGGACAGAAUUCAGUGCAAUCGAAAUUAUAUUUAUUUGGUUGACGUUAAGCGUUAUCGGAUAUAUUUAUUUUUAAUUUUAUAGCUGUAUUGCAAGAUUGCUUAGCUGAGUACAAAGUUUUCGAUGUGCCAAAAUGAGCACGCUUUAUCGCGACGUUACGGCGAUCCCGCAAUAUUGAGUUGCAAUAUUUUCCAAUUAAAUCUAUUUACAUUAUUAUUAUUUCUAAUUUUAUUUCAUUUCGCGCAAUAACACAUCUUAUGCUAGUCAAGAUUUACGCACAAAUCUGUUUAUCGAAUUCAAAAUUAUUAUUCAUUUAUCUUAUUUAUACUUGGCUAAAGUUAAUUUUAUUUUUACGCCAUAUUAGAUUAAUGUUGUAAAUAUAUAGGCCUGUUGCACAAUGUUGAUGCUUUUGUUUAUAAUCUAAAAGAACUUUAUUUUAUUAUAUGAAUUAUUAUUUUAAAAGAAUUAUCUUAUAUUUACGUUUUAAUUUGUAGGUUUGUAAAUAAAUAUGAACGAGUUAUGUUUCACAAGACUGCCGUAUUGUCAUUUAUUUCAGAGUGUUUAAAUAGCGAUUUUACACUGAAUGUCUACUGGACGGACAUACAAACGGAUAAUAACAUUAUAAAAGCACAGUCGAAGAACGAAUCUUCGAAAGAGUCUUGAUUAGAGACACGAGACAUUCUUUUACACGAACACAGACUAAGCCCAUACAUUUAAAUGUUUUAUUUUCAUUUCAUAUAUUUACAUUCUAAAUAAACAAUAGCCCAUUCGAUCGAGAGAUCGCAAAGCGUUUGCUUUAACAACCACAGAGCAGCUGAACAGUUGCAACAAUAGAUUUAUAGUUUACAAUUGAACUGCAAGAUCAUUCCCAUUUCUGUAAACGGGAGUGAACUUGCAGUUUCCGAUGAGAAUGUCAAGUGUUGCCGAAUAUUCUUUUAAUAUUAUCAUCAUGUAUUAUAAUUAAGGUUCGGUGUUCGGUCGUCCGCGAGACGACACGCAUCGUAGUAUUCUCUAAUAAUAUAUCGUAAUAGGUAAGGCAUAAGUAAGCUGAUUUAAUGUACGAUUAUUUCAUUCUUCAAUUGUAAUUGGUAUUUCGUAGGUUUCGAGAACCCGAGGUAUCAAUGUAAUAAUAAAAAACUCAAUGCAAUAGCCCAAAAUCGUUAAUUGUUUACGUGGUGAAGUUUGGUUGUUGACGACGAUUUUUGUUCAACUUUCAUUUCGUGUUACGUAAUUGUUUUAGAAAUACAAAACUUUUCGGCAGAUUUAUCUUAUUAUUUGGGAUGAUAAUGGACGGUUAUACGCGCUGGAAUCCGACGAUGAAACUUCUGGGAAACGUGAGAUAUAUUCACUAAAAUUAAACGAACAAACAAACAAAAACAUAAUACACUGAAAACUUUUCGACUGAAUGAACCGACACCGCCUCUAGUGGACGGAUCGCUAUUUAUGUAAAAAAAUAAACAAAUUCCUCAAUAAAUUUUAAUAUAUAAAUAAAUUUAAUAUUACAACAAAAGAAGUUCCUAUGAAUAUUGUAUAAAUUGUAUUGUUUUAAAUUUAGAUCGUAGUAGAAGGAAAAAAUUUAUGGACGUUUGGUAUUUUUAAAGUUAUAAUUAACCAUCGUGUUAGGGAAACCGCUCGAUAGUGCGAGUUGUAUAAAACAUAAUAUGAAGCACGGAUCGUGAAUCCUAAAUUAGAUGUUUAGAAAGAAUUACGUUUCCAGUAAAGUGUUCAAAUAUCGCGUCCGAGCCGGCAGCCGCGCGCCAUUUUGUAAAAAAAUAAUCUAUUUUCGAAAUCGCAAAUUUAUAUGGAUUUUUUUAGACAGCAAAAAUACAAUAAAUAUAUUAUAGACCCGCUCGGGUGCCGGCUCUAGGAUAUUCUCUGUGAUCAUCGAAACGGAAUAGUUAUAUCAGAUUGUGUCUGACAGAGUUAUGUUUAAGUUUUUGACGAUUAAAUUUUUUAAUGUUGACAAAAAAAAAAGAAUUAAGAAAAAUGUGAAAUUUUUUCUACAUUUAUUUUACGAUGGAAAUUCCAUAGUUAAGCUGUACAUUAAUAAGCCUAAAUAAUACUGGCGACAAAAAAUCGCUUGCGGACGGAAUGGCGGGAAAUAUGGUUGUCUCUUUCUUACUCGUGUAUUUCCCGCUUUUCCGGAUUUAGUACCAAUAGUAAUGGUUUAUGUUGAUACUAUAAUAGGGGAAAUAGUAUUCCGUAUUUUUCAAUAAUGCGCUGUUGGUUUGUUUUUAUUGAGAAAUAGUCGUGGCAUAUAUUUAGUUUAAUUGGCUUUAUGCGUACAAUUAAUAUUUUCCAAGUUUUUGUUACUAGGGUAAUAAGUUGUUUCAUUACCUUUACUGCUCUUUACGAAUGAGACAAAAAAAAAUUACAAAAUCUAUCUACCUAGGUACUAUAUUUUUUUAAAUUUAUCACGAAAGCUUUAGAAAAAAUUUAUACACUUACCUAAAUCCACAUUCUUUUGAAUAUUUAAUAUUUCAUAUUUCAUAUUUAAUGAUGAAUAUUAUGACGUCUCAUUCAUGUAUAAAAGCAGUUGUUUUUGCCGUCUGUACUUGUCAGAUGACAAAAAUUUUAAAAAUAUAUAAUUUAUGAUAGACGUCUUACAAAGAGUAAAAAUAUAUCGCACUACAAACAUUUUUUCACUAAAAAAUAAUUUACAAAAUUCAUCUCUCAAAACCUAUUUGGCUUAGUGUAGUGUGCGCAAAAAGAUAAACUAUUUUUUUUACUUAGGUAUUUCAUAAUCUAUGACGUCUCUAUCAUAAAAUAUCGAAUUCGCGUCCAACUUGCGAUUACAUUACAUUUUUUAUUUUAAUGUUAUUUAACAUUGUUACGCGUGUUGCAUCUGCAACAACAACAGCAACAACGGUCAACAACAGGCCUGUUGCUGUAACAACAGACUGCAACACGAGUGCGCUGUUAUUUGUUAAGUUUUUAAAUAAUAAAUUGCUGUUGAUUUUAAUUAAUCAUCCUUAUUGACUGUUAUUGUUUUUAUUUUUAAACGCUUCGUAGUUUCUGUUAAAAUUAUCUGCUUAUUUUACGAUAUUUAGCCAAAUAUACACAUUUAUUCGUAAGUUUAGCGUAGUCAAGAUAACCAGGUUUUCAAUUCAUAACACAAGUAGACGUAAUUACAUGUAUUCUUAAUGUGUAAGUUAGUAAUAAAUGUAAUGUAAUUGUGGGCUCUUUUAUAAAAAUGCAUUAACACGUAGGUUUAUAAAGGGGUCCAAAAACAUGGAUUAAUUACGUGUUUUCCACAGUCGAGUACUUAAUCCGUGUUGUGUAGAGAACAACGAAAUAAAAAAUCAUAAAUACAAAAAAAAAAUGUACUUAAAUGUAAUAGUUAAUGGAAUAUAUUGGUGUUUUAACGGGUCAACCCUUCGAUGCCACGACUAUUUUAAGGUAAAAACAACGUUUUAUGUACAAAAAGCGUUUUGAUAUCAGAACAAUAAAACUGAGCUGUGAUUCUGUCAAUAUAAAUGUUGGUAAUAAAAAAUUAUAUCGUACCUUUUUGGCGAAAUUAUUUAAAUACGGAUAAAUUAAGGCCAGCAGCGCAUUUUUUUCACUACAACGUUUUACGCCUAGUCUCAAUAAUGUCACACGGGCAUUUCGUUGUUGUUGUCCCAACAACAAAAUUAACAACAAAAAUUUCGCAACAACAAAAUGAUUGCAACAUUGUUUUCUAAUCUCUCCCCAAUCGGUGUGUUCUAGUCUUUGUUUUUAUUUCUUACGAGAUAGUGUCGUGAACAAAAUUGUAGAUAAAUUGAACAAAAUUUGUAACACUUUCGGCGAAUGUAAAUUACGGUACCUAUAUGGAAACACUUGUAUAAAAUUCAAAAUUAAAUCUAUUGUAUUUCGGCUAUGUAUUUAGGCGUAGAGUAAAAUAUGUUUAGAUGGGAGACAAAAUUCCAUUUGGCGUUGUAAGUAAAUAAAUGAAAUUGUGUAUAAAUUUAGGAAGUGAUGUGUUAUGUACCUCGAUGUCUAGGUAUAAAAGAUACCUAUCUUGAAAGUUUUUUUCUAGUUGAAACCACGACUUUUUUCGUUUUAGUUUUUUAUUCUUGUAUAGAGUUAUUUAAUUAUUAUAGUUUGAUAAUAUUGUGUUAAUACGAUGCCAUGUUUAAAGUAUAGAUAAUUAUUUUAAGCCCGAAUGUGUUUAUUAUUAUAUUUUUUAUAGAAGUUAUUAUUUUUUUCUUACUCGACUCAUAGUCACUUAAUUGUAUUUAUAGUUACGUUUUAGUGUUAUUGGUUGCGUUAAUAUUUUUUAAUUUAGAUUUUGAACAAACAAUAUUAAUUAUUAACCCAUUAAUUAUAUUUUUUUAACAACGUGGAAUGCUUAAUGUGUCAUUAAACUGAGAAUAGUAACUAUUAUUGCCGAAGCGGUUAGCUAUAAUUAUUUUAAAAAAUAAAAAGAAUGAUUCAUA
Messenger RNA from Colias croceus (clouded yellow), 7728 nucleotides. Its product is annotated as zinc finger protein 768-like. Gene Ontology annotation, cellular component: nucleus. The coding region runs from base 415 to 2943 and encodes 842 amino acids. The record is from RefSeq and is a predicted model, not a curated record. Lineage: Eukaryota; Metazoa; Arthropoda; Insecta; Lepidoptera; Pieridae. The transcript has 10 exons.